AUAAUUUCGAAAACUCUUGCUGGUGUCGGACGUGUUUUUUUCGCUCCCCAUUUUGGCCAAUGUGUGUGCGCGUGCGAGUAUGUGUGCUGCUUGCAGUUCAAAAGGGCAGCAACAACAACAACACACCUCUCUUUUAAGCCAACUUUUCGGUUCGCGCGUGUGUGUGUGAUUUAGAAUUGAGGCCUGGGAAGAAAUAGCAAAUUAGUUGGCUCAAAGAGGAAUCUCUGUGCUCAAUAUUCAAAUUCAGGCUAGAAAGUGUCGCGUGCGAAAGUGUGCAAAUAAUACAACUAGCAAAAAGAAAUAAAACUUAAAAAAAAACCUGUUCUAAGCCAAGUGCCGCUUGCGUUUGUGUGUGAGUGUGUGGAGCAGAAAGAAAAGAAGAGAGAGAGAGAAGGGAGAAUGCAAUUAACAACAACAAGCUCAAUGAGUAUCAUCUGAAUAGAAAAAAUAUAGCCAAAAGCAAGCCAAACGAAACCCUUUCCAAUACGAAAACACGGCUUGAGCCAACAAAUCAACGAUCAUGGCUAUAAUAGCGAAUGCGUCACCGACACAGCAACAAAAACAGCGGCCAGCAGCAACAACAAGAACAACAACCACAGCAGCUACAGCGGCGUCAGCAGAAACAACAACAACAGCGAGAAGUCGAGACCGCACGAAAAGCGCAGCUCAAAUUACGUCGCAUUUGCUCAAGCGCGCCAUUUCAGUUUUUUCGUCGCCUCAAUGGAUACCGCUCUUCAUACUUAUUUACUUAGCAACAGAUGUCGCCUCUGUGGCGGUGCCGACGAAGGAGGCGUACUUUAAUGGCUCCACUUACCUCCGCCUGACCACGCCGAUGCCCAUUUGGGACCACUCGGCGAUUAGUUUCCGGUCGUGCCGCGGCGGCGAGAUCCUCGCCCAGCAGUACAACAAGAACUCCAUCGUAAUCUCAGUGCUCAACGACUUUCUGCAAAUAUCGUUGGCGGGACCGGCGGUCCAUGGACCGAACAAUCGUCUGGAUGUCAAGUUGCCCUUCCAACUGCUGGACAAUCGCUGGCAUACACUGCAAUUCAAGUACGAGUACGGCAAUCUCUAUUUGCAUGUGGAUCGUGCGGCAAGCAUAUUUGCUAAUUCCACGUACAACAGUCAGUUCCUGACGAACCAGGACAUUGGCUACAAGGAUGCCAUCUUGAUCCUGGGCAACUCCUUCUCCGGCUGCCUCCUCGAUGGACCUGGUCUGCAGUUCGUGAACAACUCCACGGUGCAGAAUGUGGUCUUCGGGGUUUGUCCACUGACUCCCGGUCCCUGCAGCGAUCACGAUCUGUUCACCCGCCUGCCGGACAACUUCUGUCUCACUGAUCCUUGCAUGGGCCAUGGCACCUGCUCCUCCGGACCUGAGGGAUACGUGUGCAGAUGCACUGCGCGAUAUUCGGGAAAGAACUGUCAGCAGGACAAUGGUUCGCCGUGUGCGAAGAAUCCCUGCGAGAACGGAGGCUCCUGCUCGGAGAACUCCCGCGGGGAUUACCAGUGCUUCUGCGAUGCCAACCACAGUGGCGACCACUGCGAAACGGAGGUGAACAUCCACCCGCUCUGCCAAACGAAUCCCUGCCUGAACAAUGGAGCGUGUGUCGUGCUCGGCGGCAGUGGAGCGAUCGCCUGCGAGUGUCCCAAGGGAUAUGCGGGUGCCAGGUGCGAGGUGGACACCGACGAGUGUGCCUCGCAGCCGUGCCAGAACAACGGGAGCUGCAUCGAUCGGAUCAAUGGAUUUAGCUGCGAUUGCAGUGGAACCGGAUACACGGGAGCCUUCUGCCAGACGAACGUGGAUGAGUGCGACAAGAAUCCCUGCCUGAAUGGCGGCAGGUGCUUCGAUACCUACGGAUGGUACACCUGCCAGUGUCUGGAUGGCUGGGGUGGCGAGAUCUGUGAUCGUCCGAUGACCUGCCAAACGCAGCAGUGCUUGAAUGGCGGCACCUGCCUGGACAAACCCAUCGGGUUCCAGUGCCUCUGUCCGCCGGAAUUCACCGGUGAACUGUGCCAAAUUGCACCCAGUUGUGCCCAGCAAUGUCCCAUCGAUUCGGAGUGCGUGGCCGGCAAGUGCGUGUGUAAGCCAGGAUCCUCGGGCCCCAUUGGUCACUGCCUGCCGACAACAACCACACCGACACCAGAACAAGAGCCAACAACAGCCACAACAACAACAACAACUCCAACGACAACGAUAACGACCAGAACCACAGCAAUCCCUAACCCAGCUAGUCAAAAUACCCUAACAACAACAAAGUUACCUACAAUAACAACAACAACAACAACAAGCAGAACGGCGGCGGUGGCAAGUAGCAAAAAACCUGUGCAACAAUCGGCGACCCAACGCUCGGCCUCCCUGAAUGCAUGUCCCCAAGAAAACUGCCUAAACGGUGGCACCUGUCUGGGCUUUAGUGGCAAUUAUACCUGUAGUUGUGCUAGUGGAUACACAGGUUACAACUGUCAAACGAGCACGGGCGAUGGAGCAGCUGCUUUGGCUUUGACCCCCAUCAAUUGUAAUGCCACCAAUGGAAAGUGCUUGAAUGGAGGCACUUGCUCCAUGAACGGAACCCACUGCUAUUGUGCCCUGGGCUUUUCCGGAGAUCGUUGCGAGAAGGCCGAGAACUGCACGCCACUCAACUGCCAGGAGCCGAUGGUCUGUGUCCAGAAUCAGUGCAUCUGUCCGGAGAACAAGGUGUGCAACCAGUGCGCCACUCAACCGUGUCAGAAUGGCGGCGAGUGCGUUGACCUUCCCAACGGGGACUACGAGUGCAAGUGCACCCGCGGAUGGACCGGCAGGACUUGUGGCAACGACGUGGAUGAGUGCACCGUUCACCCGAAGAUCUGCGGCAAUGGAAUCUGCAAGAACGAGAAGGGAUCGUACAAGUGCUACUGCACUCCGGGAUUCACGGGAAUGCACUGCGAUUCCGAUGUGGACGAGUGCCUCAGCUUUCCCUGCCUCAAUGGAGCCACGUGCCACAACAAGAUCAAUGCCUACGAAUGCGUUUGCCAGCCGGGUUAUCAGGGCGACAACUGCGAAGUGGACAUCGACGAGUGCUUCAGCAAUCCCUGCUCGAACGGAUCCACCUGCAUCGACAGGAUCAACAACUUCACCUGCAACUGCAUCCCAGGAAUGACGGGUCGCAUCUGCGACAUCGACAUCGAUGACUGCGUGGGAGAUCCCUGCUUGAAUGGAGGUCAGUGCAUCGACCAGUUGGGUGGAUUCCGCUGCGAUUGCAGUGACACUGGAUACGAGGGCGAGAACUGUGAACUGAACAUCGAUGAAUGCAUCUCGAAUCCCUGCACGAAUGGCGCCAAGUGUGUGGAUCAGGUGAAGGAUUACUUGUGCGAGUGUCAUACGGGUUACAAGGGAAAGAACUGCGAACAGGACAUCAACGAGUGCGAGAGUAAUCCUUGCCAGUACAACAGCAACUGUCUCGAACUUUCAAACCUGACUUUGUAUCAAAUGAGCAGGGUUACUGAUCUGCCCGAAGUGUUUAGCCAACCAUUUAGCUUCGAGAACGCCAGCGGAUACGUCUGCGUUUGCGUUCCUGGAAUCAUUGGCAAAAACUGUGAGAUCAACAUCAACGAAUGUGAUAGCAAUCCAUGUAGUAAACACGGAAGUUGUAACGAUGGAAUUGGCACGUACACCUGCGAAUGCGAACCUGGUUUCGAGGGCACCCACUGCGAGAUCAACAUAGAUGAAUGCGAUCGCUAUAAUCCUUGUCAGAGAGGCACUUGCUAUGACCAGAUCGAUGACUACGAUUGCGACUGCGAUGCGAACUAUGGAGGGAAAAACUGUUCCGUGCUCCUCAAGGGUUGUGACGAAAAUCCGUGUUUAAAUGGCGGCACCUGCCUGCCGUACUUGAUCAACGAGGUAACCCAUCUCUACAAUUGCACCUGUGAAAAUGGUUUCCAAGGCGACAAAUGCGAGAAGACUACCACCUUAUCCAUGGUGGCCACCAGCUUGAUUUCGGUUACCACGGAACGCGAGGAGGGCUACGACAUCAAUCUGCAAUUCCGAACUACUCUGCCGAAUGGAGUACUGGCCUUUGGAACCACUGGCGAGAAGAAUGAACCGGUUAGCUAUAUCCUAGAGCUGAUAAACGGACGCCUGAAUCUGCACUCAUCGCUACUGAACAAAUGGGAAGGCGUAUUCAUUGGUUCCAAACUGAACGACAGCAACUGGCACAAAGUAUUCGUGGCCAUAAACACAUCGCAUUUAGUGCUUUCGGCCAACGAUGAGCAGGCCAUCUUCCCGGUGGGAUCAUACGAAACAGCCAACAACAGUCAGCCCUCGUUCCCGCGAACUUACCUCGGCGGCACCAUUCCCAAUCUGAAGUCCUAUCUGCGCCAUCUCACCCAUCAGCCUUCCGCUUUUGUUGGUUGCAUGCAGGACAUCAUGGUCAACGGGAAAUGGAUCUUCCCCGACGAGCAGAGUGCAAAUGUUUCGUAUACGAAGUUGGAGAAUGUCCAAAGUGGAUGUCCACGCACCGAGCAAUGUAAACCGAAUCCUUGUCACUCGAAUGGCGAGUGUACGGAUCUGUGGCAUACUUUUGCUUGCCAUUGUCCCAGACCCUUCUUUGGACACACCUGUCAGCAUAAUAUGACUGCUGCCACUUUCGGCCAUGAGAACACCACCCACUCGGCUGUCAUUGUGGAGACAACGGAUGUGGCCAGGCGGGCCAUUCGAUCUAUUCUGGACAUUUCCAUGUUCAUCCGAACUCGUGAGCCCACUGGUCAAGUUUUCUAUUUGGGCACCGAUCCUCGAAAGGCUCCCACUAAAAAUGUUGGCGACUCGUAUGUGGCAGCCAAGCUGCAUGGUGGCGAGCUGCUGGUGAAAAUGCAGUUCAGCGGCACCCCGGAGGCGUACACCGUCGGUGGCCAAAAGCUGGACAACGGGUACAACCACCUGAUCGAGGUGGUGCGCAACCAGACGCUCGUGCAGGUCAAGCUCAAUGGCACCGAGUACUUCCGCAAGACGCUGUCGACGACGGGUCUGCUGGACGCACAGGUGCUCUACUUGGGCGGACCUGCACCCACGCGGGAGUCCCUUCUGGGAGCCACCACGGAACCGGGUCCGGUGCCAGUACCCGGGGCGGGAGUAGUGCCCAUCGAGGACACGACGGUGCCCAAGGAGGCGGACGACAGCAGAGACUACUUCAAGGGCAUCAUUCAGGACGUGAAAGUGAGCAACGGCUCGCUCAAUCUGAUUGUGGAGAUGUAUUCGCUGAAUGUGACGGACGUCCAGGUGAAUGCCAAACCCCUGGGCGUCGUGACCAUCGAUCGUGCCUCCGUGCUGCCCGGUGAGGUGUCAGAUGAUCUGUGCCGCAAGAAUCCCUGCCUGCACAAUGCAGAGUGCCGGAACACAUGGAACGAUUACAUUUGCAAUUGCCCCAAUGGCUACAAGGGCAAGGAUUGCCAGGAGAUCGAGUUCUGCCAGCAUGUCACGUGCCCCGGCAAGAGCAUAUGCCAAAAUCUGGACGCGGGAUACGAGUGCAUGACCAACACCACGUUCACGGGUCAGGAGCGCUCGCCGCUGGCCUUCUUCUACAUCCAGGAGCCCGCAUCCGAGGACACUGUGGGUGAACCUGCUCCCAAGCAGGUCCUAAAACCGGUCAUCGAUAUAGCUUUCCGCACUCGUGCCGGUGGAACUCUCCUGUACAUCGACAAUGUGGACGGAUUCUUUGAGAUUGGCGUGAACGGUGGCAGAGUCACGAUCACCUGGAAGCUAAGUGCACUGCACUUUGGGGAAUCCGCUCGCUUCGAGAAGGAAAACACGGAUGGAGAGUGGAGUCGGAUUUAUCUGAGAGCACACAAUGGCAAACUGGAGGGCGGCUGGAAGGGCUGGGAAUCGAUGGUGGAUCCGGCGCCGGCCUUCUCCACGGACAUUGACCAAGCGGUGUUCCAGUCCCUGAUCGCCACCAGUACGCAGGUGUAUCUGGGUGGUAUGCCGGAAUCUCGGCUAGCACGCGGAUCCACUCUGUCCGCCCAGCAGGGAUCCCAGUUCAAGGGCUGUGUGGGCGAGGCGCGAGUAGGUGAUCUCCUGCUGCCGUACUUCACCAAUGCGGAGCUGUAUCCGCCCACCGAAAACGUUUCCGUGCAUUUGCUGGCCCAGUUCCGUUUGAACACAACGCGUCCGGAGGAGGGAUGCAUCCUGUGCUUCCAGUCGGACUGCAAGAAUGAUGGCUUCUGCCAGGCGCCGUCGGAUGAGUACGCCUGCACCUGCCAGGCAGGAUUCGAGGGCGACGACUGCGGCACGGACAUCGAUGAGUGCCUGAAUACGGAGUGCCUGAACAAUGGUACCUGCAUCAACCAGGUGGCCGCCUUCUACUGCCAAUGCCUGCCGGGAUUCGAGGGUCAGCACUGCGAGCAGAACAUCGACGAGUGUGCGGAUCAGCCGUGCCACAAUGGAGGCAACUGCACGGAUCUGAUUGCGGCGUAUCUGUGCGAUUGUCCGGAGGACUACACGGGUCCGCAGUGUGAUCAGCUCAAGCAGAUGACCUGCGAAAACGAACCCUGCCGCAAUGGAUCCACCUGCCAGAAUGGAUUUAAUGCCUCAACUGGCAAUAAUUUCACCUGCACCUGCGUGCCGGGUUUCGAGGGUCCUUUGUGCGAUAUUCCCUUCUGUGAACUGACGCCGUGUGACAAUGGAGGACUCUGCUUGACCACUGGACUGACUCCCAUGUGCAAGUGCAGUUUGGGUUACACGGGUCGCCUGUGCGAGCAGGACAUCAAUGAGUGCGAGUCGAAUCCCUGCCAAAAUGAAGGCAAGUGCCGGGAUCUGGUAGGCAGGUACGAGUGUGACUGCCAGGGCACCGGAUUCGAGGGCCUUCGCUGUGAGAACGACAUCGACGAGUGCAGCAUAGAAGGCGAAUACUGCGGCGGAUUGGGUCGAUGCUUCAACAAGCGCGGCUCCUUCCAGUGCAUCUGCCAGAAGCCCUAUUGCGGAGCCUACUGCAACUUCACGGAUCCCUGCAACGGCACGGAGAUCUGUGCCAACGGUGGUCGCUGUGUGGAGUCUUGCGGCGCCAAGCCGGACUACUAUUGCGAGUGUCCCGAAGGAUUCGCGGGAAAGAACUGCACGGCACCGAUCACGGCUAAGGAGGAUGGACCCUCGACGACGGAUAUCGCGAUUAUUGUUAUACCCGUUGUGGUGGUGCUGCUGCUCAUCGCGGGAGCCCUGCUGGGCACCUUCCUGGUGAUGGCCAGGAACAAGCGGGCCACCAGGGGCACCUACAGCCCCAGUGCCCAGGAGUACUGCAACCCGAGGCUGGAAAUGGACAACGUGCUGAAGCCACCGCCGGAAGAGCGACUCAUUUAGUUUUGAAGUUUUGAGCAUGAGCGACGAAUUAGCAAAGCAAACAAGAGAUAUUUUUAAAUCCGCCCAUAUACACCUAGAUGUAGGAGAAACGCAAUGUUUUGUACUAAGUUCGCCCCUAGUUACGGUCCAUAUCUUAAGGUGCUCAAAGCAAUAGCAGCAAGAGUAGCAGCAGCAGCAGCAGCCAGGCUUCCACCUCGACUCGCCCUCGAUCCCUCGAUUCCCUCUGCCUACGCUUUAGUUAGUUAAUAAUGCCGUUGUCUAUUUAUUCUAGUUAUUUAGAUGACAGACGUAUCGCCCUAUAGUCGUUAUGUAGUUACGUUCCGAUAGUUUAGAUUCAGUAUUCGAUUUCUCGUAUAUGUAAUCCUAAAGCUGCGAACAAAGUUGAGCUCUGACACCGAUUCCCCCAUUUACAUUCCGCACGGAAGCCCUUCAAAUGUAUUGUACGAGUAUUUUUGUAAAUAGAUUUGUUUGCCGUUUCUCAAACAAAAUUAGCUGAGCUAAAACCGUAAUCAAAAAAGAAAACUGAAAAUCCUAUAUGCCUAUAUAUACGCGAGUAUAUAUAUCAGUAAAUGUGGCCUUAUAACAAAAAAAUGAUUGUAACGAAAAGCAAUGACAACCAGAAUGAACAUGAGAAACUAUAUAUUAAGUAAAUCAAAUGAAAGACAUAUUUUGCUCUAGAAUUUCUAAGCGUAAACUUAAGAGACUGUACUAUAUAAUAAAUAUUAAAUAUUUCGACUUUUUUCCAA
Molecule: messenger RNA, 8064 nt
Organism: Drosophila ficusphila
Lineage: Eukaryota; Metazoa; Arthropoda; Insecta; Diptera; Drosophilidae
Gene: crb
Product: protein crumbs
Exons: 14
Coding region: 521-7318 (2265 amino acids)
Biological process (GO): establishment or maintenance of epithelial cell apical/basal polarity; heterophilic cell-cell adhesion
Cellular component (GO): plasma membrane; protein-containing complex
Molecular function (GO): calcium ion binding
Source: RefSeq, a predicted model, not a curated record